UCCAUCGAAAUCGAUUGCUAAGAACAAAAACAAUCAGUAUUUAAGUGUAAUAUGCUGAAAGCUUUGAACAGAAAAUCCUUCCUUACGCUUUAUUUAUCUAUUCUGCGUCCUUGUUUUGUCAUGGCGGAGGCUAAUUUGGCUACGUCUGCAGUAUGCGGCAGUGGCAGUGCCGACGCAGACAAAUACUCAGUGGCUUAUGUGACGGUGCCGAACAAUGAGGUAGCAAAGACCCUGGCUCACGGGCUAGUGAAGCAGAAACUGGCAGCCUGCGUCAACAUCAUCCCUCAAGUUACCUCGGUGUACAUGUGGAAAGGAGAGAUUAAUGAGGAUAGUGAGUUGCUGCUAAUGAUCAAGACAAGGACAUCUCAAGUAGACCAGCUGACAACUUAUGUGCGCUCCAACCACCCGUAUGAGGUGUGUGAAGUUAUAUCCUUACCCAUUAAGAAUGGUAACCCACCGUAUCUCAAGUGGAUUGGGGAGACAGUGCCAGAAACUGAAACUAAGGUCUGUCAGAAGAAAUAAUUAAAUUAGUAUUUAGUAUACUAGUCUUGUAAUAA
This is a messenger RNA of Cydia amplana, 557 nucleotides long. Its product is annotated as protein CutA homolog. Gene Ontology annotation, biological process: response to metal ion. Gene Ontology annotation, molecular function: copper ion binding. NCBI's taxonomy places the organism in Eukaryota, Metazoa, Arthropoda, Insecta, Lepidoptera, Tortricidae. The transcript is spliced from 3 exons. The record is from RefSeq and is a predicted model, not a curated record. Bases 52 to 522 code for a protein of 156 amino acids.